Knipowitschia caucasica is the source of this 891-nucleotide messenger RNA. The record is from the annotation of a GenBank genome assembly. NCBI's taxonomy places the organism in Eukaryota, Metazoa, Chordata, Actinopteri, Gobiiformes, Gobiidae.
AUGUUCUCAGUCCUCUCCUAUGGGAGGCUUGUGGCUCGGGCGGUCCUCGGGGGCCUCUCGCAGACGGACGGAGACUAUAGACUGAUCAGCGCCAGUUACGGUUUUGGGAAAGACUUCCGGAAGGGCAUCCUGAAGAAAGGCAUGUGCUACGGGGACGAUGCGUGUUUUGUGGCGCGGCACAAGACGGCGGACGUCCUGGGGGUGGCGGAUGGUGUGGGGGGGUGGAGGGACUAUGGUGUGGACCCCUCCCAGUUCUCUGCGACCCUCAUGAAAACCUGCGAGCGCCUGGUGAGGGAGGGACGCUUCUCCCCCAACAACCCAGUGGGCAUCCUGACCUCGGGCUACUUCGAGAUGCUGCAGAACAAACUGCCUCUGCUGGGCAGCAGCACAGCGUGUAUUGUGGUCCUGGAUCGCCGUGGUCGCCGCCUACACGCCUGUAACCUCGGAGACUCGGGUUUCCUGGUGGUGCGCGGGGGGGAGGUGGUGCACCGCUCUGAUGAGCAGCAGCACUACUUCAACACACCCUACCAGCUCUCCAUCGCCCCCCCAGGCUCAGAGGGGGUGUUGCUGAGCGACAGCCCUGAUGCCGCCGACAGCUCGUCCUUUGACGUGGAGCUCGGUGACAUCAUCCUGACGGCCACAGACGGUCUGUUUGACAACAUGCCUGAUCACAUGAUCCUCAUGGAACUGCGGAAACUCAAGAACAGUAACUAUGAGAGCGUGCUACAGACGGCGCAGAGCAUCGCGCAGCAGGCCCAUGACCUCGCCUACGACCCGCUCUACAUGUCUCCGUUCGCACAGUUCGCCUGCGACAAUGGCCUCAACGUCAGAGGCGGGAAACCUGACGACAUCACGGUUCUGCUGUCCAUCGUGGCUGAGUACACGGACUGA